This is a messenger RNA of Cynara cardunculus var. scolymus (artichoke), 1105 nucleotides long. Its product is annotated as dof zinc finger protein DOF4.6-like. Lineage: Eukaryota; Viridiplantae; Streptophyta; Magnoliopsida; Asterales; Asteraceae. The record is from RefSeq and is a predicted model, not a curated record. The transcript has a single exon. Gene Ontology annotation, biological process: regulation of DNA-templated transcription. Gene Ontology annotation, molecular function: DNA binding; DNA-binding transcription factor activity. The coding region runs from base 32 to 889 and encodes 285 amino acids.
CUUCUUUUCUCUCCUCAAUUCAUACAAACUUAUGGGGUUCAGUAGCAAACAGGUUUCUGGUGAUCAUCUUGAGCUCAAUUGGACACAAACUAUGUUAGGAUCAGAUACCAAUACUCAAUCGCCAAACCCUCGUUCAACUGGCAUCAAAAGACCGCUACAAACGCAGCAAUCCGACCCUUUAAAGUGUCCGAGAUGCGAAUCCACAAACACCAAGUUUUGUUACUACAACAAUUACAACAAAACGCAGCCUCGCCACUUUUGUAAAGCUUGUAAGCGGCAUUGGACCAAAGGCGGCACUCUUCGCAACGUCCCAGUUGGCGGUGGCCGGAAAAACAAGCGUGCAAAGCGGUCUAACAGUGGAGUCAUGGCGGCUGGCACCGCCGCCACCACCACGGUGGAUCAUCAUCACGGUGUUCAUUCAUUAGGGUUGAGUGAUCAGAAAUACUUGUUUUCAGAUGAUAAAGGGUUGUUCUUUAAACCGAUUGAUAGCGAUGGGAAAGGUGUUCUUGAAUCAUAUACGGAUAAUAUUGAUCGAGUUUCUUGGGAUUUUAAUGGCGGUUUCACUGGUCCCACCAAUAUGCCGCAAUUGCCCCAUCAAAGUUUAGGGUUUUCAAUGCUGUCAAACUUGAGCUCCAUCGAUACAAACCCGAUUCCCAUCAUCCCAACCUCUUUUUCGCCAUUAUUAACUGGAUUCAAGGAGGAUUCAACAACAAGAUCAAUGAUCAUGCCAAACUCUUCUUCAACCGCCAUUAACGUUUCUCAACCAUGGCUGCAAGUUCCAAGCACCAGCAAUUUCUUGGAAUCAAACUAUUGGAACUGGAAUGACAUUGAUUCAAUGGUUCAAGCGGAUCUAAACAAACCCUUUGAAGAUCAACAAUUGAAACCCUGAAUGGAGGUGAGAUUUAUAAGAUUAAUUAACCAUAUUUAGAAUGAUUUUGUGUUAGGGUUUUUGUUGUUUAUUUUUUUCUUCUUUUUUUUUUUUUGAGAAUUGGGGAGUGAGAUCAUAUGAACAUGUAACUAAUUAAUGGUCUUUGGAUGUAUACUGUUUGAAGCUGUAUUCUUUUAGUAUUUCAGCUUCAUGGGUUUUAAUUAUAUAUCUCUUGGU